AUGCUAAGGUGGGACCAGGUCAUGUCACAGGUGGAAGAUAAGAGGGAGAAACGGGGAACCUUGAGGCUGAGAAUGGAUGAAGAGGGAACCUCUCAGUUCUGGCUUGGAUUUGCUCUGAAAUGGCACAUCAUAUCAACAUAUAGCUUCAUCUCUAAAAGCCAAAAGGUUAUCCAUAUUCCAAGCUUCUUGCCUCCUUCAUUGCCUUCUAAAUUCUAA
This is a messenger RNA of Sphenostylis stenocarpa, 216 nucleotides long. The record is from the annotation of a GenBank genome assembly. Lineage: Eukaryota; Viridiplantae; Streptophyta; Magnoliopsida; Fabales; Fabaceae.